Messenger RNA from Manihot esculenta (cassava), 762 nucleotides. RefSeq names its product E3 ubiquitin-protein ligase RHA2B. The transcript has a single exon. Bases 47 to 538 code for a protein of 163 amino acids. Lineage: Eukaryota; Viridiplantae; Streptophyta; Magnoliopsida; Malpighiales; Euphorbiaceae. The record is from RefSeq and is a predicted model, not a curated record.
AAGUUACUCAUUCAGUCAUCCAGUUUCUUUCAAUCUUUAAGCAGCCAUGUCUACUCUCUAUGAAUUCCUCGCUCGCCUCUACACCGUAGCUACAGUUUUCUUCUGCCUCUUAGCACUCGAAGCCGUAAUUCUAUUCCGGUCGGUCACCGGAAGCAUCACCAGUUCCGAUAACCGCAACGCGAUCAGCACAACCGAAUAUCUGCAGCUGAUUGAAGAGAAAAAUCCAGCAAUUCUCUACACAGAAAUGCUGAGAGAGCAAUUGGUAAUAGAAUGCUCAGUUUGUUUAUCGGAAUUUUUGGAAGGAGAAAGUGUUAGGAAUUUGAAAUGCAAGCACACAUUUCACAAGGAUUGCCUCGACAAAUGGCUGCAGCAAUAUUUGGCUACUUGCCCUCUUUGCCGGACAAAGGUGUUGCCCGAUGAGAUUGUUGCUGAUUAUCAUCGCCUUCGAGACCAGACGGAUCAGUAUGAUGGGAGUGAUGAGGAGAUGAUUUUCUUGCUUUCUGCUUUACAUGGUAAUGGUUUACAGAGGAUUUUCUAGUUUCUUUCCUCCUCUUCCUCCUCUUCCUUGUAUAAAUUAAAAUCCACAGAUAUUACUCUUAUCCUUGUUUCUUCAUAAUGCUUAAACAAGAAAUUUUUGGUAUUCCUUGGAGAUUAAUCAUUUACUUAUAUCUUUACGAUCCACAUUAAUUGAAGAAAUUACUUUGUACAGAGGAUUAGGAUUUGUUUGAAAAAUCAAAAUGGGUGAUUGCUUUGCUUUGCUUU